GUUACGCGACGAGAAGCAUCGCCGACAUCCGUUCGGACCUUGGAGGGUUACGCUUACCCAAAACUUAUUUUCAAAUGGGCCCCGUCGCCUAGCGUUUACCCCCCCAGCCUCGGCGACUGAGUUGAAUUGGGUGCUGCGGAAGAUCGAGCACGUUUGGUCCCGUAAAAAGGUUUCCAUCAAGUACAGUAACCAACUACAGUAUAAUGGCAUCCAUUCCAGCAGGUGGUUCCCUCGUGGCGACCAACGACUACUACCGAAGGCGCAUUGGUUCUACAUCCAGUAGCAGCUCUUGUGGCAGUUCGGAGUACACAGGAGAGGUCAUCCCUCAUCAUCCCGGACUUCCCAAGCAGGACUCUGGACAUUGGUGGUCCAGUUUCUUCUUUGGGAAGCAGCCAGGGAUGACCCCUCUGACCGAGGAGGCACAACAGAAGGCGGGGGUCCAAGGAACAGUGACAAAUGGUCAGAUCACCUGCGUUGCCCAGGAGAUGGUGAUGCAACGCCAGGUGAAUGAGAGCAGUGACUCAGGAAGCCCCACCUCUUCCUGAUCCUGCAGUCUCGCCCUGAUCCAAGCCGUACCUCAGAGGGGGGGAGGGUGGAACCAACGACCAACGCUAGGUGACGGGGCAAUGUCCCGUUCACAACCUUAGUUGUUUUUUUUUUUUUUAAUUAUAUGUUGUAGUUCUAGGGCUGCCUUACAUGGAUUAGUUUAUGUAACGUGUUUUUUUUACUAUUUUUUUUUUUAUUGACAACCAAGAAAAAAAUGCAAUUUUCAAAUAAAGUACAAAAAACAUGCUUGUGAUGCAACUGAUACACUUGUUUUUGAAUAUUUGUACCGUGUUUGUAUACUGUAUUGCAUAGACACCCCGUGGUGCAUUCACAUCAACAUGCCUUUGUUAAACACUUUUGUCACCCUGUGAUUGCGAAUGCAAUAAAGACUCUUGCAGCCGAA
Gasterosteus aculeatus aculeatus (three-spined stickleback) is the source of this 949-nucleotide messenger RNA. It is a transcript of the gene ppdpfb, whose product is annotated as pancreatic progenitor cell differentiation and proliferation factor b. The record is from RefSeq and is a predicted model, not a curated record. Lineage: Eukaryota; Metazoa; Chordata; Actinopteri; Perciformes; Gasterosteidae. Gene Ontology annotation, biological process: cell differentiation; multicellular organism development.